Messenger RNA from Gasterosteus aculeatus aculeatus (three-spined stickleback), 1330 nucleotides. It is a transcript of the gene ufm1, whose product is annotated as ubiquitin-fold modifier 1. Gene Ontology annotation, biological process: protein K69-linked ufmylation. The record is from RefSeq and is a predicted model, not a curated record. Lineage: Eukaryota; Metazoa; Chordata; Actinopteri; Perciformes; Gasterosteidae. Gene Ontology annotation, cellular component: nucleus; cytoplasm.
UAAAAAAUCAGAUAUGUGUCAAAAACCAAACUAAAUGGAUGACGUGUACCAAAGGGUCCUUGUGACUUCCGGGUGUGUAUAAACAGCUUGAAGACGGAGUCGCCUCGCCCCGAAAAUGUCUAAAGUAACGUUUAAAAUCACACUGACGUCGGACCCCCGGCUUCCAUACAAAGUAUUAAGUGUUCCUGAAAGCACACCGUUCACGGCAGUUUUGAAGUUUGCCGCUGAGGAGUUCAAAGUGCCAUCAGCAACCAGCGCAAUAAUAACAAAUGAUGGAAUAGGAAUUAACCCUGCUCAGACAGCAGGCAAUGUUUUUCUUAAGCAUGGCUCAGAGCUGCGCAUCAUUCCCAGAGACCGAGUGGGAGGAGACUGAUGCUCCUAGUUGACGACAAAGUGACUCACCCGGCAGGAUCGCAUAACGCUCGAGACCCAGGAAACACCUCGGCGUGUUUUAUCUUCUGGCCCACAACUGAUGGUGACUCACAAGAGAAUAUGUAUAUUUAAACUUGGAAGAUGAAAUGCACACACACAAUUGCAUGCAACCUGCUUCUUUAUUCUCAGUCAUCUAUUUCAGUUUGUGUAAUUGAAUUAAAAAGAUUGGCGUGACAUCCAGAGUUUCCACAGGCACUCUGUCAUUAAUAUAAACAAACGCAGCAGAUGCACCAUGGAAAGGAUUUAGGUAAAAUCAACAACUGAUUCAACUUUUGUACCUUUUGUAAAUGACACCAAAUCAGUACAGCUGACAACACAACAUGACUGCAUUGCAAUAUUUACUGUUGUCUUUAUCGGUCCUGAGGUGAUGGCAAAAUACAUGCUCUUAGGGACCAUCGUGGCUGUUGAUGUGCAGGUAAAUUCAAUCUCUUUAAAUAUUUUUGAUAAACAACAUUAUUGAGGCUAUUCAGUCAGUACUCCUCAAACACAAGAUGAAUAAACUCUCAUCAUGGUUCUGUACUCGACUUGUUUGGUGAAGCAGCUCCUUCCAUAACUCAAGCAACAUUUACUUCUGUCACUCAGUGCUGCCUUGUGGAUCUUUGCUGCCCUCUGUCAGUUUGUACUCCCCCAAUGCUUUGUCUGUGUAUUUCAAGCCAUGUGUUAUGACUCGUCACAGAAUAAAUAUAAAAAGACUAUUGAGUAUUAAAACUAUUUAAUAUGCACUGCUAACUUAAUUAGGCGCUGAGCAGCAGGUGGUGAAUAAACAAGGCCGGCAUCCCAACAGCUAUAAUAUAAAUGUGGAGGCUCCAGAAUGUGUCCCAAUGGCUAUAUAGUUAUUCAUCCCACAUAACCAAAACAUCAGUUAUGAUGUGGAAAUAAAUUCACUGUUUAAUUGCAA